UUUAUCCACUCAAAUUGACUUUACACUGCCUAUGUUAGCUUACUCUCUAAGCACAUAGCCUGCAUUAGACUGGGACAUAUAUACGUAGAGGUGUUGGAGCUAAAGUUACUGGCUUAGUUCUUCAUCGGGAAUAAAACUACAGAGAACAGAGAGAGCAUACUUAGACUACACUUGCACAACCGAAGAAGCAUCCAUUUUGAAAACAUUUUUAGUUUUGGAGCUACAUUUAGAGAGUUCAUCGUUUAGCAGGAAAGUUCCAAGCUUUUGAUAACAUUGACAGGCGUCUACCAUCGUGCUUUAAACUUUGAACAUUAAGCCAGGCAUGACGCUAAGAUAUACACAUGGGUAACCAAGCUGCAAGAACACUUAGAUGGAAUUACAUUUGAAACGAAAACAGUGACACACUAGACAAGAAAACAGCAACAAAACGUGGAAAAUAAAAUUGAUUUGUUGAAUGUAUUCAAUUUGAAUAAUCAUUAAUCAAUCAAAAAUGUAGAGAGAGGCAGGAAGAGUCAGGAUACAUCUAGUUAAACUGGAAAGACCAAAAUUGUAUCAGAUAGAACUCAAACGAUGUCUGAGGAUUGAGGGUCAGACUGCAUCGAGCAACAAAAUAUAGAAAAUACAACACUGCGUAAACUUCUCAAUAUACAAAGCAUAUGAUAGAGGUGAUACCAUCAUAAAUGCAGUAAAUGCGUCAAAAUAUGAGCGCUAAAUUACGUGCACAAUGGACUGAUGUGAGGAACUAUGUAUAGCAAGUCAAUGAGCAGUUUGAUUAACGGGAGCCAAGAUGCAUCGAAUCUUAAACCUCCCAAACCGCCAUCAUGGCGUGAUUUUGAAGGAAAUGCAACUAAACCCAAACGGGACAAAUCUGCAAAUGGUGCGAAAAAUAUUAAAUUCACAGAUAUUUCUCUUUUGUCUAAGUCUGGGGUUGUUAGUGAAUUGCCCCCGGAUGGUGCUCAGGCUGGAGCCCAUGGUGCUCCCCCACUGCCUAAAAAGGCAAAACACCACAGGAAACAUAACAGAGUCAAGAACAAAGCUAGGAUACAUAGGACACAGAGCCACCUUACGAUUGAAACAGAGGAACUACCACGCGACUUGACAGCUAGUCUUGCGGAAGCUCAACCCAUUGGUAUACGAAAUAGUUCCGUCAAUGCUAUCAUUUACAUGACAGAAAAUAAUAGAAAAUGUGAGAAAUGGCUUGAAGGGGUCGAAGAUUGGGACCCCUUAGACGAUAGCAGCUUUGCUCAGGGAUCAGGCGUAGAAGUUGAGGUACCCGAGGAAAAAUGGGACGAUCAUCUCAAGCCUCCAAUAAAUAGCAGUGCAUCUAGUUCAAGCGAAUCCUCUAAUGAUGCAACACAGAAGGACAGUCGCAAUAAUAUUUCUAUGUGUGCUUAUACUACAGACAAUCUUGUCAAAAAUCUCCCCUCAAAACUUCGGAACAAACAGGUGCGAGCGCACAAGAAGUAUGAGGAAACAACGUCGACCGCAUCCAGUUCGCCUAUAAGUCCCGAGGAGAACAACACUUACCUUACGUUGUCAACAAGGGCUAAAUACGAUUCAAUACAACGGGGCAAACCGGGACCUAGUCAUCAGAACAGAGCCAGAACACUACCAAAAGACCACUCAAAUCCCAGAUCUCUUCAUUCAAAAGUGGAUAAAAGUCCAACACACAGUCACCAUGCAAAGCAUAAUCAUAUUAGAAACGAAUGUUCAGAGUGUAAGCUUCAGGAAGAACAAUGGACUAUAGAUCCUGCUAUUCCUGGUCUAGUAAAUCCUACAGCAAACAUAACAAUCCCGGGUGCAAUACAAGAACAUUUUCGUUCAGAGAAUUCGAAUUUCGAUAAAGAAAAUAGUAAGGUAUUGAAACAUUUUACAGAACUUCAGAUAUCUCCGAAAGUAAAACGGUCAAAUAGAGUGGACGGUGGAAAGAAUGGAACAUUGAGCUCAAAUGCAGUGAAUAUCAUUGAAUCUCCAAUAAUAUCUGUUGAGGCGACCUCAAAACCAGCAACUGCCUAAAUUUAUAACCUCAUACACAUCAAAGUUCAAAUAAUCAGAUAGAAUCCUACCCCGGGAAUUCUUCUUACCCAUCGUUUUACUUGAUACGUUUUGUUUAAACUGAAUUUUCACGACACAGGCUUGUCAUGAUUAAAUUAUGUUUAUUUUUACUUGGAAAAAGACAUGAUGAAAUUUAAAUCCCAAAUUAGGAAACAUAAAUGCAAAGUUAUGUAAUGUAGUUCUAAACCCGGAAAUCUCUCAGGAAUUAUUUAUUUUAAACUGUUAAUUCUUUGGGUUAUUUUGUGAUAUAAGCUAAUGCAUAGUUCGUCUUUAACUGCUAGUACAAUCGGAUAAUUUAUAGAAUGUACAAUCUUGGCCACUAAAACCUUUAUUUUCAUUGUAAGGUUAUAUACAUAUAGCAUAAUAUUAAAUGAAUUUAUUAUCAUAUGAUUGUUAGUGUUAAUUGGUAGACUUCUUUAUUUAAAUGCACCUCAUGUCAUUUCCAAGGUUCCAGAGUGUUUUGGAGAUGUACGUCUGUGUACAGGUGGCAGCGUAUUAUUUCGAGUGUAUAUGAGUAUACUCGAUUUUUGGCCCUGCGAAUAUACCAAUUUGUUUGCAUGGCGUAAGCGCGCAAUUCGAAAUUUACAAAAUUAUUUAAAAACAAUCGUUGAAGGACAAUCAGGUUUUUGAAAUGACACAGCGAAAUGCGAAUGUGAUUCUCUUGACUACAUGGAAUGCAACCGUGUUGACCCUCAACUCAAGAAAAGACAUUCACCGAUCACUACUAUUCGAGUCAAUAUUUACCGUGCGAUUAUUUACAGGCGAAACUGAAUCCAUGUUUACUUUUUGUAUUUGAUGGGCCAAUCUAGUCUAAGAAGGUCUUAUUUAAUAAGUAUGAAAAUCAUGUUUUUUAAAUGCAGAGUGUCGAGUCGAAUGAAUAUCCGAGGACGUACUAGACUAUGGUUUUAACACUUAAUCCUGUAGUAUAAUGGGUGGAGACAUUUCGGAUUUAAUAAUCAGUAUAAAAUUAUCGUAUGUUUCGAGAAUAUUAAAGAUAGAAUGACCUCCAACCACUAUGAUGACGUAUACAAUGAAUUUAAAGACACACCCAUUCGCAAAUCAUAUAUAUCUUUUUUGUAUGUUUUAAUAAUUUACAAACUGCCUUCAUGACGUCUUAAUAAAGAAUUAUGAAACGCUUGUCAUGUGCAUUGUUAUAAUGAUAAUAAAUGAUGUAUCCAACAACCCAUUAAUAUUCUUCAAUUUAUAAUUACAAAAUGUAUUAAAAUACGUCAACAUAGAGAGUAUUCACGAAUUCAUUUAGAUAUUGUAAAUAUCAAUUAACUCUUGACAAGAAUACGUGCGUUUUACUGAUAUAAAAUGAAUGGUUUGGCAUGUUAUAUGACAAUUUAAUUAAUAGAAUUUGAUU
Molecule: messenger RNA, 3421 nt
Organism: Owenia fusiformis
Lineage: Eukaryota; Metazoa; Annelida; Polychaeta; Sabellida; Oweniidae
Source: the annotation of a GenBank genome assembly